Molecule: messenger RNA, 1413 nt
Organism: Dibothriocephalus latus
Lineage: Eukaryota; Metazoa; Platyhelminthes; Cestoda; Diphyllobothriidea; Diphyllobothriidae
Source: the annotation of a GenBank genome assembly
GUGACCUUCCGUGACGAGCCGGGCGAGGGCUCGGGUGUAGCUCGUUCCUUCAUUACCGCCUUCUCUGAGGUGGUUCUCUCCGAGCGUGUGUUGCCAGACCUCUCCUCCAUCCUACAGCCGCCCUCGACUGCCGAAACCUCCGCGGGUCUUCGAGGCGCUACCUCCUCCUCGACCAGUGCUGCUGGCGCCGAUAACCACAGUUCCGCCCCAUUCUCAGUGAUUUCGACAGCCACAAUCACACUUUCCACAUCAGGCACCGAGCGGAGCAGCCUUACUAACCGGCCCGACUUCUCCUUCACCUCACUUACCCCUCGGCCCUUGUCCGUCCAUCGUGCCGAAUCAAGCCACUCAGAACCGAUGGAGGUCAGCUACCCGGCGUCUUCUUCCCAGCCAAAGACGACAGUCGCGACGACCUCCAACAGAGACAAAGCUGCGACGACCUCGCAAUCAGCCAGUCUAAAUCAGUCGGAGGAUGAAGAGGCAGCAAUCGUCGCAUCCAGGCCGGAGAGAGCUCCUCUCUUCUGGCAACCUGGUCUAGGCGGUUUCUACUCUCCUCGGGCAGUCAGCCAGUCUCCCUCCACUGACUCUGCGUCCCUUCAAUGCCGGUAUACAAUCUACAGGUGUGUUCUCCGCCCCUCCCCCCAUUUUCCCCAUUUUGGUUGUCAUGCGAUCCUCCUGUGCAUUGGACGCGUAAUUGGCCUGUGUCUCCUCACCAACGAGACCUGCCCCCUGCGGUUCAACCGCCACGUCCUGAAGUACAUUCUUGGUCGGCCGCUUUGCUGGCAUGACUUCGCCUUCUUCGACUCCACCGUCUAUGAGGGUCUACGUCAACUCCUCCUCUACACUACGUCUGCACGCCCCGAGGGUACGUCAGACUCCAUUCUCGACUACAAUCUGACCUUUGCGCUACUGGCCGCGCCGGAGGAGGGUGGUAGUGUCAGAAGUCUAUCUGCUCAGCACCCUCUCGUGCCCGGUGGUGAUAAGAUCGACGUGAACUCAAGCAACAUCUACGAAUUCGUUAAACGCUACGCGGAGUUCAAGAUGCGUGAGGUCAUCCACGAACCUCUGGAGCACAUUCGUUUGGGUGUCUUCGACGUCCUUCCGCACAAUGCUCUGGAUGGCCUCACCUCCGAAGAUCUCCGCCUCCUGUUGAACGGGGUAUCUGACAUCAACGUGGACACCCUUGUGGGCUACACAACCUUCCUAGACGAGAGCGGAGCCUCCGCCUUCAUUGCCCUUUCCGAGGGCACUGCGGGCGGGAGUGGUGUGACGGAGAAUAAUGCAGCCGAUCGUGCUGCCAGAUUAAAGCGUUGGUUCUGGAACGUCGUUAGAAGCAUGGACGCCCGGCAACGCCAGGACCUGGUGAGUGUUUGGUGUAUUUUUUGGUUUUGCUCACCCUCAACGACUGGAUGA